AGCGCUUGUGUGCUCCUGCGGUGUCGUCGGAGCUGCAAGCACAGUGGGAGCGCCCGCCUCGCAGAUGCACGGCGCCGCCCAAGAUGCUCCCGUCAAGGUCCGGUUUGCCCCAUCGCCUACUGGAAAUCUGCAUGUGGGUGGUGCCAGGACCGCUCUUUUUAAUUGGCUCUAUGCCAAGAACAGAGGGGGGAAAAUGGUUCUGAGGGUUGAAGACACUGACAAAGCUCGAUCUACAAAGGAGAGUGAAGAGGCAAUGUACCGAGAGCUGCGAUGGCUUGGGCUGAUGUGGGAUGAAGGCCCUGAUGUCGGUGGUCCUAAUGGGCCCUACCGCCAGUCUGAGAGGACAGAUAUUUACAUGAAAUAUGUCAAUCAGCUGGUGGCUGAGGAUGCGGCCUAUCCUUGCUUCUGCACAGAUGAAGAUCUCAACAAGAUGAAGAGGAAAGCAGAGGAAUUGAAGCUGCCACCCAUUUACAGAGGACCAUGGGCUUCUGCCGACAAGGAAAAGGUGCAGGAGUGGAUGGACAGAGGGGAACCGUAUUGCUAUCGUUUCAGGGUCCCAAAGGAAGAGGUGGUGACAAUACACGAUGCUGUUCGAGGACAGGUGUCCUGGAACACAAACACUCUUGGUGAUUUUGUCAUCAUGAGGAGCAAUGGUCUACCUGUUUACAAUUUUUGUGUCGCCAUCGAUGAUGCACUGAUGGGCAUCACAGAUGUCGUUCGAGCUGAGGAGCACCUGCCUAACACACUUCGCCAGGUUCUGAUCUACCGUGCCCUGGGGUUCCCCGAACCGCAGUUUGCCCACGUGUCAUUGAUUUUGGCACCCGACAAGAGCAAACUCUCAAAACGGCAUGGUGCCACGUCAGUGGGCGAAUUUCGGGAUCAAGGCUUCCUGCCAAUGGCUAUGGUUAAUUAUCUGUCACUUCUGGGAUGGAAUGACGGAACUGAGCAAGAAAUCUACACGUUGGAGGAGUUGCAAGAUAAGUUUUCAAUUGAUCGGAUCACAAAGAGCGGAGCUGUUUUUGACAAGACGAAACUUGCGUGGAUGAAUGGUCAGCACCUGCGGACGAUGCCAACAGAUGAAGUGCGACCACUACUCAUUGAUGUUUGGCAAACUUCGGGCUUGUUAAAAGGGUCAGACGGCACUUUCAUUGACCGAGCUGUUGAGCUUGUGAAGGAUUCACUGGAACUAGUCAAAGAUGGGGAUGCCAAAUUGCGCGCUCUGUUGUCCUACCCUCUCGAGGAGACUGUCAACUCUUCAAAGGCUCAAAAGAUCCUUGAGGAUGGAUUCAAGGAAGUUGCAAUGGCAGUUGUGGCUGCCUACGAUGACGGGUCGUUGCAAGGGGCUUUGGAGGAUAAUGCUGCAGGAUUUUCACCUUGGGUGAAGAAGACUGGCAAGGAGCUGGACAGGAAAGGGAAGAGGCUGUUUAUGCCAUUGCGAAUUGCGCUUACGGGCUCCAUGCAGGGACCCGACAUUGGGAAAUUGCUUGCAAUGUUGGGUUCCGAAUCUGGCGAGGUCGCGGAGAGAAGCACCAUAGUCUCGCUUGGCGAGAGAAUGGGCGCCCUGAGGAGCUGGCUAUCAGCCUGA
Ostreobium quekettii is the source of this 1585-nucleotide messenger RNA. NCBI's taxonomy places the organism in Eukaryota, Viridiplantae, Chlorophyta, Ulvophyceae, Bryopsidales, Ostreobiaceae. The record is from the annotation of a GenBank genome assembly.